Molecule: messenger RNA, 633 nt
Organism: Geodia barretti
Lineage: Eukaryota; Metazoa; Porifera; Demospongiae; Tetractinellida; Geodiidae
Source: the annotation of a GenBank genome assembly
AUGUUUCACGCUCUCCAGCGGACCUUGGACAAAGUGGCGGGGCAAACACUGCAGUUGGAAUUGCAGGUCCGUUCCCAGGGAAUCACCUACGCGGUGGAACGGGCCCAGAUGCCGCCAGGCGUGCCGCAGGAGGCGAAUCAGCCGCUGUUCGAGUUUCGCUCGCUGAACCCGCGCUACCAGUUCGAGUCGUUCGUGGUGGGGCCCUCCAACCGGCUGGCUUUCAGCGCCGCCCACGCGGUGGCAGAGGCGCCGGGCGUUACCUACAAUCCGCUGUUCCUGUAUUCCGGAGCUGGACUUGGGAAGACCCACCUGUUGCAGGCAAUCGGGCGGACCUGCGCCACGCGGGGCAUGUCUGUCCUGUACGUAACCUCCGAGCAGUUCACCAACGAAUUCAUCGCAGCCAUUCGCAGCCGCACUACCGAGGACUUUCGCAAGCGAUAUCGGUCGGUGCAGAUGCUGCUGGUGGACGAUGUUCAGUUCCUGAGCGGUAAGGAACAGACGCACGAGGGCUUUUUUCACACAUUCAACGACAUCCACAAUUCGGGCCACCAGGUGGUCGUGUCGUCCGAUCGACCGCCGCGCGAGUUGCCGCUGAUGGAGGAGAGGCUCGCUCCCGGUUCGAAUGGGGCCUGA